This is a messenger RNA of Sinocyclocheilus rhinocerous, 301 nucleotides long. Its product is annotated as A disintegrin and metalloproteinase with thrombospondin motifs 13-like. The record is from RefSeq and is a predicted model, not a curated record. Gene Ontology annotation, biological process: extracellular matrix organization; proteolysis. Gene Ontology annotation, molecular function: metalloendopeptidase activity. The coding region runs from base 23 to 286 and encodes 87 amino acids. Lineage: Eukaryota; Metazoa; Chordata; Actinopteri; Cypriniformes; Cyprinidae. The transcript has 2 exons. Gene Ontology annotation, cellular component: extracellular matrix.
UGAGUCGACUCAGCUGGAGUUCAUGUCUCAGCAGUGCUCAGCCACAGACCAGCAGUCUCUGUCAGUGUCUCCAGACUCCAGCUCAGUCUACACCUGGAUCCCUGCUGUCGGCCACAGCUCAGGUGAUGCUCAGUGUAAACUGAUGUGUCGCUCACGUGAGCAGGACUUCAUGGUGAGUCGUGGGUCUCAGUUCAUCGAUGGGACGCGGUGUGAAGCUGGUCAUACUGUACCACGUGGUUCCAUUUCUGCCUGUCUGGGUGGAAAGUGCCAGGUAAGUGCCAACUAAGUUUACUUCUUAUUA